This is a messenger RNA of Lytechinus variegatus (green sea urchin), 9783 nucleotides long. RefSeq names its product MAM and LDL-receptor class A domain-containing protein 2-like. The transcript has 57 exons. Bases 1 to 9783 code for a protein of 3260 amino acids. The record is from RefSeq and is a predicted model, not a curated record. Gene Ontology annotation, cellular component: membrane. Gene Ontology annotation, molecular function: protein binding. Lineage: Eukaryota; Metazoa; Echinodermata; Echinoidea; Temnopleuroida; Toxopneustidae.
AUGCUACGAUCCUUUUCACCGACAGGCCAUUUCCUAUACGUUGACAACAUCCAGAACACACCGGCAGAUAAAAUCCGUCUUAUCUCCCCCGUUUACCCCUCCACCUAUCAACGAUGCAUUCGAUUUUUGUUCUAUCACGCCGGAACUGUUGCCUCCGAUCUACGGGUCUCUCUCAAUGUUGGUGGCGUCCCGGUGCAGUAUUUGGUCGAUGGAGGGCUCCCUCUUAUGGGCAAUUUGUGGACAGUGAUGGAGGCAUCCCUGUCAAGUGCACUAGAAUACACAAUUGUCUUUGAAGCCACAGUGAGCCAAGAUGGCAUCUUAGCCCUGGAUGACCUUGACCUUACCAAGGACACCUGUGCUCCUCCUGGAUCAUGUGACUUUGAAUCGGACUUGUGUACAUACGUCAACAUCCCGUCCAACUGGCUUGGACAGCAAGAGUCAAACAUUGACCAGUUUGAUUGGUUACGUCAUAGUGGUCCAACACUUGCAUCAGGAACAGGUCCUUCCACAGACCAUACUCUCGGGACACCCCUAGGUUACUACAUGUACAUUGACUCCUCCCCACCACGCCUUGCCGACGACUCUGCCCUGUUCAUGUCAGAGACAAUCAUCGCCCAAGGUGACAUGUGUCUCUCUCUCUGGUACCAUCUGCAUGGUACCGGGUCACUGACGACCUGGGUCCGAGCCGGUUAUGAUCUCAGCGACUGGAGCAGUGUCUGGUCCAUUUCAUCAGAUCAGGGAGACAGCUGGAACCACGCCCUUAUGACAUUGGUAGACAAAGGAAGUAAUUAUGAGAUCAUCUUUGAAGGGCAGGUUGGAGCACCCUCUACCAGCGAUAUUGGUUUGGAUGAUAUAAGCCUAUACAAAGGGGCAUGUUCCGCCCCCACCCCAACCCCACCGUGUCAAUUCUACUGUGCAAACGGAGGAUGUCUUUCGGAUGCAGCUCUGGUCUGUAAUUUCCAAGAUGACUGCGGGGACAACAGCGAUGAGAUGAACUGCGGACCAUGUGACUUUGAGUCCGGCCUGUGCAACUACACAGAUGUCAGUGACGGCAGUUUCAAGUGGUUAAUCGGCUCUGGAGCCACGCCCACUGAUAACACUGGACCGUCGUACGACCACACCCUCGGCACAUCCUUAGGACACUACCUCUAUGUGGACUCCAGUCAGGGAUCAGGAUACAGUAAAGCUAUUCUAAUGUCCCCUGAACUUCAUAAUGCCAGCCCGUCUUGCCUGAUGGAGAUAUGGGUCCAUCUCUAUGGAACAGAUGUGGGAAGCCUUGGGGUCUUCCUGAAGUCCGGUCUCUCCAAAACUCUUCUCAUCUAUCUAUCGGAAGAUCUCGGCAACCAGUGGACCAAAAUCGAGCUUGGUAUUGGAAGAGUACAUGGGGCAUUCCAGAUACAAUACGAUGCAACCCGUUCGUUUGAUGUCCUUGGUGAUAUUGCAGUGGACGAUAUUGCAUUCAUGGGAUGCGGGUUUCCUGGUCCUUCGGCGCCUUGUAGUGUAUCAGAUUUUGAGUGUUCCAAUCAGGUAUGCAUUGAUUCCUCACGUGUGUGUGAUCUGACUGAUGACUGUGGAGACCUCUCAGAUGAGAUGCAAUGUGAGUCUUAUGACCAGUGUGAUUUUGAGAUGGGUAUAUGCAGCUGGGAGCAGUUACGUAACGAUGAGCUCGAUUGGUACCGGUUUGCUGGGAUCACCCCUAGUUCUUGGACCGGCCCGACCCGGGACCACACAACAGGACUAGAAACAGGAACCUAUCUAUAUCUGGAGACCUCAAAUGGCAAACUUGGUGACCGAGCCCGCCUUGGCAGCCCUGUACUCCUUCCUAUUCCCCAGGGGUCUGCGACACAAUGCGAGCUACGAUUUUACUAUCAUAUGUAUGGAGAAAACAUCAAUACGCUGACGGUAUACACCAGGGAAAUAGUCAAUGGUCCACUGACGGUGCUUUGGCAGCGAAGUGGGGAGAUCGGUGACUUUUACGAGAGAGCGGAUAUUGUCCUCACGAACCGGAAUCCGUUCCAGGUCCUUAUCGAGGCCACCAGGGGUGAUGGUGUCCGCGGUGACAUCGCCAUUGAUGAUACGAGCUUUAGCUCUGCCUGUCAGAUCAGCCCCACACCCUUGCCUGACGUAUCAACCAUUGCCCCUACCAUUCCACUCACCACAUUGCCUCCAUGUGAUCCCAACUCGUACCAAUGUAGGAAUGGUAGCUGUAUUGAUAUAGACCUGAGAUGUGAUGGAACACCAGACUGCCCAGAGAAUGAAGAUGAAAUGAAUUGCGGAGAUUGCGACUUUGAGAGUGGCACUUGCGAUUGGACCAGUUUUGACAACGGGCUCUACGUUUGGCACCGUACCGCAGCUCAGGACUCUCCAGCCGGUAGGGCUCCCUCUGUUGACCACACUCUCGGUUCUGCUGCUGGAUCAUACGUCUUUGUGGAUAGUUCAUCAGGGACGUUUGGCGUAACGGCAUUACUGGUUAGCCCUCCUCAGCUUGGUGGAACUGGUCAGAGGUGUGAGAUGCAGUUCUAUUACCACAUGUUAGGUGGCAAUGCAGGCACGCUUUUGGUUGCUCUCUACGACAACAACAUCCUCGACCCCUCCUAUGUCACUAUUGCGGGUGACCAUGGCAACCAAUGGAAUAUGGGAAGCUUGUCAGUUGGUCCAAGGAACGCUGGCCAGUAUUAUAUCCGGUUUGAAGCCUCCCCUGGUAUUGGAUUCAAUGACGCCUCACAGACAACAGACAUCGCUCUAGAUGAUAUAUCAUUCAUUAAUUGUGCAGAUACUGAUGAUGUAUCGUGUGACUUUGGAGCUGGUGAUACGUCAGGCACGCUCUGUGGGUGGACCCAGGAUACUAGUGAUAUAUUUGAUUGGGUCAUCAGGAAAGGAAGCACGCCCUCAUCGUACACCGGGCCAGCCAAUGACCACACAACUGGAGAUGGAUACUACACUUACAUAGAAGCGUCAUCCCCUCGGGUGAUUGGAGACAAUGCUCGACUUCUAUCCGGGUCACUCAGGUCAACCAGGGGUCAACCGUACUGUCUGUCGCUAUGGUACCAUAUGUUUGGAAGUGACAUUGGUAGUCUAGCUAUCUAUAUCAGAGAUACAGAUGGCUCGAAUGAAAGAGUUAUUUGGACAAAAUCAAGAACCCAAGAGAAUGACUGGCGUCUUGGACACUACACACUCUCCACAAUGGCUAACUACGAGCUGGUGAUAGAGGGCGUUGUAGGACAGAGCUGGUAUGGUGAUAUCUCUAUAGAUGAUAUCAGUCUCUCAGAAGGGGAGUGUCCACCAUCAGCUGAGUGUGACUUUGAAGUUGACCUCUGUGAUUGGACGAAUAUUGACAACAAUGAUUUUGAUUGGUCGAGAGGAUCAGGAUCUAGCAGUGACGGUCCCUCUGUGGAUCAUACUACCAAUACUGCUUCAGGUCACUAUGCAUACGCUUCCAUCUUGGGUCAACCAUCCGGCUCUACCGCCCUCCUUGCCAGCAAGGAGUACAGUCCAUCGGGUUCCCAGUGCCUCUUCUUUUUCUAUCACUUGAGUGGUUUGGAUGCAGGGAGUUUGACCGUUUACAGGCAGGAUGAUGGUGAUACAUUCGUUAGACCGAGCUGGACAAUGUCCGGUGAUCAGGGGGAUUUUUGGCGGUCAGCAAGGGUCGAUAUCUCCCCUACUGCAGACAGUAAUUACAAGAUCUACUUUGAGGCCAUUUCGGGAGGUGCUACUUCCAAUGCAGACAUUGCCAUUGAUGAUAUCCGCUUCCGUGGAUUCCCAUGCCCACAAGAGGGAGCUUGUGAUUUUGAGCGGGGUUAUUGUAGCUGGACGAAUGACUAUGUCAGCGACGAUUUUGAUUGGCUGAGAGGGAAUUCAGAGACGCUGUCUGGUUACACCGGCCCAACCUUUGACCACACCCUUCAGAACUCCUAUGGUCACUUUGCAUUCAUUGAAAGCUCGUCCCCUCGUGUCAUGGGUCAGAAGGCUUGGCUUGUCAGCGAACAUUUAGAGAGCACCAGUGGGCGUUGUUUUGAGAUGUGGUAUCAUAUGUACGGCCAAGGUACGGGCUCCCUACGGGUCCACACCCAAACCGCCGACACGCAGCCUCAGCUGAUGUGGUCCCAGACGGGUAACCAAGGCAACGUCUGGAAACACACAAUGAUGACAGUGUCGUCUUCCAAUCAGUUCUGGAUUAUCGUAGAAGGAAUAAUUGGAUAUAACUACACCAGUGAUACAGCGAUUGAUGAUAUCAUGCUGUAUGAUAGCCCAUGUGGAUCCACCCAAGCCCCGCCCACAACCAUACCUACAUUUGCUCCUGAUUCUCAUGAUUGUGAUUUUGAGAGCGGUCUUUGCACCUGGAUCCAGGAUCCACUCAACGACUUCAACUGGACCAGGGCUUCAGGAACCACUGGAAGCGCUGGAACAGGUCCUGCUGGGGACCACACAACAGGGGAUGCAACAGGUUACUACAUUUAUCUUGAGAUGACCGGUGGCAACCCAGGAGACACUGCCAGACUAAAUUCCAACGUUUUGCGGAGCUCUGACGAUUCAGGCUACUGCAUGGACUUUUGGUUCCAGAUGUAUGGAAAACAUCUUGGCAAUUUCUCCAUCUACACGUCCAGUGGAGGGUCAGAGACGCUGAUCUGGACCGAGUCGGAACCUAGGGGUCCGUUCUGGGUACAGGGCCAGAUCCAUUUUAGAGGAACAGACUCAUAUACGGUGAUAUUUGAAGGAGUUCGAGGAUCUGAUUACAUGGGGGAUAUUGCAAUAGAUGAUAUAGUCUUCCACCUGGGCUCAUGUCCAACACCAGAUCUUUGUGACUUUGAGAACGGCAACUGUGAAUUCAGUCAGAUGACCUCUGACACGUUCGAUUGGGAACUGAUUCAGGCCAACACAAGAGGAACAGGUCCUAUUGUGGACUACACUUACAAGACAAGCUAUGGACACUUCAUGUUUGCUGAUAUGACCAGUCUCUCUUCACCUAAUGACUAUGCAACGGUUCAGACAGGGUUCUAUGACCCCACCCCUACCCCUCAGUGUAUGAAAUUCUCAUACUAUAUGGGCACAUCACAGGCUUCUAUUCUGCGGGUUUAUCUACAUGAAAGGAGCAUUGGAGACUCGAGUCUGUGGCAGAUGAGUACAGUCACAGGACCUGAUGAAUGGCACGUAGCUGAGAUCAAUUACACCAGCGCAGACUCUCAUAGGUUCCGAUUCCAAGCCUCAAGCAAUCAGUUCCAAGUCAGCUCCGGCGUAGCCAUCGAUGACAUCAUAAUCUCGACAGAACCGUGCAAUCCAUUUGCUUCGUGCUCCUUUGAGAAUGGGCUGUGUACUUGGAAGAAUGAUCAGAACAUGGACGACUUUGAUUGGUUGCUCAUACACGGAAGGACGCCGUCAGACGACACGGGACCAGGAGUCGACCAUACUCUUGGAACACCAUAUGGUACCUAUGUAUACGUUGAAGCCACUGGUCGAUCAGAGGGUGAUGUGACAAUACUAAAGUCUAGUGACUUCCUGGCUGUGUCUCCCCAGUGCUUGGAGUUUUACUAUCACAUGGGCGGAGCCGAUGUGGGCUCCCUCGAGGUCCAGACCUGGCCGGAUAGUGCCACCUCACCAAGCACAAAGUGGUCCCAGGACCAGGAUACUGGGGAUUAUUGGAGACAGGUCCAGAUAACUUUGGAUGCUAUUCCUUCGGCCUAUUCCUAUGAGGUUUUAUUCAAGGGUACAGUUGGAUCUUCCUUCAUGAGUGAUAUAUCAUUGGAUGAUAUCAUGUUCUACGAUGGGGAAUGUUCUGAUCCUCCUACUGACUGUGACUUUGUGUGUAAUGAUGGAACUGACAAAUGUCUACCCAAUAAUCAGGUCUGUGAUUUUGUAUCGCAGUGUGGGAACGGCAAUGAUGAAGUGGACUGCGGUACAACUUGUACAUUUGAAGUGGACACCUGUCGUUGGUGGAAUGCAGGCCAUGGUACCCACAAGUUCAAGCGUAACCAGGGAUCUACUCCUGAUAGUAACACUGGCCCUGCUUAUGAUCACACUACACUCACUUCUGCUGGAUGGUACAUGUAUGUGGGGACCACGCCAAACAGCGGUGCAGCCUACGCCGUACUAUCCUCUCGCAUGCACCGGAAUGCUGCAGCGACCUGUGAGGUCCGGUUCUGGUAUCACAUGCUUGGUGACGACAUUGGAAACCUACAGCUUUGGGUACAAGAACAGUACUUCUUGAUGCUACCUUGGUUUAAAUCCGGGGAUGAAGGAGACCGUUGGCAGGAGGGAAUCGCUGGACUGGGUCGCAUCCAUGGCGGCUUCAGUGUGAAGUUCCAGUCCAUACGUAACUUUGAUGUUUUAGGGGAUGUGGCCAUAGAUGACAUAAGAAUGGAGAGAUGUGGUCUUCCAGCUGAGCAGUCUUCUGCAUGUGCCAGUAAUGAGUUCCGUUGUACCCGCAAUGCAUGCAUUGACAUCCAUCGUCUGUGUGACUUCACUGACGAUUGUGGAGAUGGCUCUGAUGAAGACCCUGCCAUCUGUGGAGGGUACGAUCAGUGUAGUUUUGAAGAUGACUUCUGUGAUUGGACCCAAGAUGUCUAUGAUGAAACUGACUUCAUCAGAAAGACGGGACCGUCGGAUACAGAAAACUAUGCUACAGGACCAUAUAGAGAUCAUACAACACAGUAUACAGGUUACUAUCUGGUAAUGGACUCUAGUCAGCAAGGUUUGUCAGAAGGAGAUAAAGCAAGAUUGUUCAGUCCAGCUUAUCAACAAGUCAACCAGAACAGAUACUGCAGGUUCCGUGUGUGGUACCACAUGUUUGGGAGUGACCUUGGAACCUUUAACAUUUACUACCGGGUCGGCAUUGGAGCCUAUCUCACACCCCUCUUCUCAAAGACUGGACACUCUAAUGACUACUGGGAGCUUGCAGAUGUUGAAGUUACAUCAGACCUUAAUUUCCAGAUUGUCAUUGAAGCUCUAAGAGGCAAUGGUCCAGCUGGUGAUAUAGCAAUUGAUGACACAUCUAUAACAUCAGAUUGCAUCAGAUCACCAUCUGAGCUACCACCAGGUGCAACGUCGCCUCCUAUAGUUACAUAUGGUCCAUGUGGGCAGGGCAAAUGGCAAUGUGCUGAUCUUAGCUGUAUUGACUUGGAUCUCUACUGUAACUAUGAGGCUGAUUGCUUGGGAGGGGAAGAUGAGGCUUCGUGUGGAUCGUGUGACUUUGAGAGUGGUCUGUGUGGAUACCAGGAUGAUAGCUACGGAAGCUUUGCUUGGAGUAGAGACCAGGGGAGUCUGAUCAGAGAUGCUGGAGGUUCCUACAUGACAGUUGGCAGUGGCAAUGGACAGUUCAAUGAACCAGCUAGACUUGUGAGUACAGUCCUCCCUGACACUGCACCAGCUUGUACCCUGACAUUCUGGUACACUUAUCAGGUGUCAACUGCUGCUAAUGUCCCUCUCACUGAGUUCUACAUGCAAGUUGUAAAUGCUAGUGAUUCUGCAGAUUCUGCUGAUUUAUGGAGGGCUCCCUCAACGGCAGUUGCAACAUGGACUCAAGCUACAGUUGGACUAGGAAGACAAAUAUCAAGCUAUCAGAUCAAAUUUGUUGUAGUCAUGUCGGACGAUGAUGAUGUCGUUGCUGUCGAUGACAUCAUGCUCACUGGAUGCAAGGUGGAAUCCUAUAGCCCGUGUGAGGUUCAAUGCGAUAAUCUUCUGUGUGUUCCAUUCUCCAAGAAAUGUGACUACUCCGAUGAUUGCACGGACGGGACGGAUGAAAGGACAUGUGAUUUAUAUCAGAGAUGUGACUUUGAAGCUAAUCUUUGUGACUGGAGCCAGAACAGAGAAGAUGAUCUUGACUGGUUGUGGAUGACGGGUAAUCAAGGGGCGCAGGGUGGUGCCCCUGGUGUUGACCACACCCUAAAUACUCCCUCAGGACACUAUCUCUACCUCUAUACCUACGACACUGAUGUCAAUAAGAGAGCAAGACUUGAUGGUCUUGUUUAUUCUCGGCCGAAUACUGCUGGUGAUUGCCAGAUGAGGUUUUGGUACCACAUGAACGGUGCUAACGUCGGUACACUGAGGGUCAUGACCCUAAUAUCCCUCUCUGAUUACCCACAAUCCAUCUGGUCAAAAUCAGGCCCACAGGGAGAUGUAUGGCUGAGAGGUAUCGUUGACCUUGACUCAGGAAGUAAAUUCCAGGUUCUAAUAGAGGGUGUGGCAGGUGGCAGUGAUGACCACAUGAGUCUUGAUGAUAUAUCAUUUACACCUGGAUGUGUAGUCUCACCAGACCAGACCCUCCCCAUAAAGGUUACUCCUUCAAGUGCCCCUCACUGCAACACAGGUGAACGAUCUUGUGAUGAUGGAUCCUGCAUUGCUAUUACUAAAUUCUGUGACUUCAAGUUUGAUUGCGAUGAUGGCAGUGAUGAAAAAGAAUGUCCUUCAGUAUGUACAUUUGAAAAUGAUAUGUGCUCAUGGGAGCAAUCUCUUAACGAUGAUUUUGAUUGGCUGAAACACAACGAUUCUGAUUCGUUGGAAUACCUUGGACCGGAUACAGAUCACACAAUGAAUAGUCCUAAUGGAAUUUACUACUUUGUGGAUGGAGCUCAACAGGCCAGCGCACAAUCAGCCAACCUAUUCGCAACCCUGGUUGGCCCCAGGUUCAGCCAGGCCGGUCGUAUGUGUACCGCAUCGGUGUGGUAUUACUCGUAUGGUGUGGAGUAUGGUUCGCUUGCUCUGAAGCGCAAGGUGCUGACUGACGAGAGGACGCUGAUGGUUGUGGAUGCCGGGAAUACUGUGGAGAGCAUGUGGAUGAAAGCAGAAAUUCAGAUCCCGCAAUGUCUUGUGGACUUCCAGUUCCUUAUCACUGCAGAGAACCGCCAAACCCAACCCUACGCUGGAGGCUUUGCCAUCGAUGACAUACGAUUUGAUAAUUGCGCAUACGACACAUAUACUCCUGUUACAUGCGAGGUCGGGGAAGCGAAGUGUGGUACCGGCCAGUGUUAUCCAGCUGAUAACAAGUGUGAUUUUACAAAGGACUGUUGUCUUGAUAAUACGGAUGAAUCAGAUUGCUCCGCCUACAAUAGAUGUGAUUUUGAGAGUGGUCUAUGUGAUUGGGAUCAGAUGACAGAAGAUGAUCUAGACUGGGCUACAGUCCAGGCCUCUACAUCACCCUAUCUCUCUUUUGAUCAUACGUUAGACAGCAAUAGUGGUUAUUUCUUGGUAGUCAGCCAGUACCAGCAAUCAUCACCAGGUUCAUCUGCUCAACUUGGUAGUUUCAUUAUCAGUCCAGUGACGACAGGAUGCUCGAUGAGGUUCUACUACUUCAUGAGUGGAAGCGAUGCAUCCAUAGCCAUUAAGACUAGGACUCUAAUAGGAGGUCACAUGACCGAGCAAUGGGGAAUGUCAGGUGACCAAGGAUUGACAUGGAAUCGAGGAUCACUCCCUCUUGUCAGUGAUGAUGCAUUCCAGGUUAUCUUUGAAGCAACUAAAGGCGUAGAUACCAAUGCCUUUGUAGCUCUUGAUGAUAUUUCAUUCACACCUGAGUGUGUCCAGUCUAGCACCCCUCUACCAAGAAGUACUACCACCCCUCCAUCAACCACACCCACUACCAGAGUGACGUCUCCACGCCAGAUUGAGACAACAGUGACAUCAACUACCCCUAGAGAAAAGCCUACACCAGAUAGUCAGACAGGAGGAAAUUCAGAAACGGUUUACAUUGCAGUUGGUGUUAUCUCUGGGAUCUUAAUUAUUCUUAUCUUCCUUGUUUUGGCCUACCUACUAGUAUCAAAGAAAAGGGGAUUGAUCAAGAGGGAGGCCAAGGAUUGA